AUGUCCCAGCACUAUAGUGCUCAGCAGUUUGCUCAACGUAGAGUAAGUCCUAGCCAAUUCAUCGCCGAUAAACGCGGGCACUUGAAUCCAGGACAGAAAAAGAAGUCAUGUGAUAGCCCCUGGGGAAUGCAUGUUAACACAUGGGAUAUGCCAUGUCACCUACCCGGGAACAAUGUCGAUAAUCCGACCGCGCGAUCUUCUACUGGUUUCAAAUAUCUUCAAAAACAAAAAGAACUUGCAUUAGCUGCAAUGGAUUUAGCGAAAACAAACAAAACUAAGAGAAGUCUAGCUCAGGCUCCUGGUGACAGAAGUAAUCCGGAUGCAACUAUUCAUCCUCCUAGUGAUUUAUACUGA
Protopolystoma xenopodis is the source of this 354-nucleotide messenger RNA. The record is from the annotation of a GenBank genome assembly. Lineage: Eukaryota; Metazoa; Platyhelminthes; Monogenea; Polystomatidea; Polystomatidae.